AUGAGCGAUCUGUCGGCUGAGGAGCGAGUGGCGAAGGCAGAGGCGAGUCGCCUGGCGGCGUUGGCGAAGCUGCGGGCGAGGCGCGAGGCCGAACGCGAUCGCAUUUUGAGCUUUCUCACAGAGGAAUCGUGGCGCGAGGUACUCCAGGAUGAAUUCAAGAAGCCGUACUGGGAAGAUUUGGUCAAAUUUUUGAUGAGCGAGGAGAAGGCCGUCUUCCCUCCCGACGAGCAUAUCUUCGCCGCCCUUAAUGCUUGCCCGUUCGACUCAGUAAAGGCCGUAAUCUUGGGCCAGGACCCCUACCAUGGCCACCGGCAAGCGCACGGCAUGUGCUUCUCGGUCAACAAGGGCGUGGGCAUUCCGCCCUCCCUCGUCAACAUCUACCGCGAGCUGGCCGCCGACAUUCCCGGCUUCCGACCGCCGAAUCACGGCUACCUCAUGCAGUGGGCCAAGCAGGGCGUGCUCCUUCUCAACACAGUGCUCACCGUCGCUCAGGGCUCGCCCGACUCGCACGCGGGCAAGGGCUGGGAGCACUUCACGGACGCCAUCAUCCAGGCCAUCAAUCAAAAGUCCAACGUCGUGUUCCUGCUGUGGGGCGCCAAGGCCCAGACAAAGAAGAACAUGAUCACCGGUCAGAACCACGUCCUCACCGCCGCCCACCCCUCGCCAUACUCGGCCGACAAGACUGUGGAGGGCGGCGGAUCGCACGAGCCGGACGUGGAGGAGGAGUACGAGCGCGAGACGCGAGACUACCCCACGCCGCCCAGCACGCCGCCCGCCAGCACCAGCAGCAUCUACGCCCCCCAGCGGGGCCAGAAGAGAGGAUUCGACUCGGCCGUCAGCAGCGACACGGGCGCCACCUCCAGUCCGAACCGAGCGGGCGACCUGUGCUACAAGUGUAACGAGACCGGCCACUGGGCGUCGCAGUGCCCCAACAAAAAGGCAAGGACCGAACCGGCUGGCGGCGACCAGUCCAAUUUCCCGCCCGCCGAUGGCCCGGUGUGCAGCCACAACGAACCGUCCAAGGUCUGUACCGUGCGCAAGGAGGGACCCAACCAAGGCCGACAGUUCUACGCGUGCGCACAGUCGCGAGAGUCCCAAUGCAAAUUCUUCCAGUGGCUCGACGAGCCGCCGCGCGCCUCUUCCUCCUUUGGCGGCGCCUCCUCUUCCUCCUCCGGCACCGCUUCGCCGGCCCGCUCGGGCAUCCAGAAGUACUUUGGCGCCGGUGGUGGCGGCGGCGGCGGCGGCGGCAGCGACAGCAACGUGUGCUUCAAGUGCAACGAGACGGGCCACUGGGCCAGGGACUGCCCCAGCGCUGGCGCCAGCGGCGGCGGUGGCGGCAGCUAUGGUGGGCGAGGCGGCGGUGGCGGUGGCGGCGCCAGCAGCGGCCGGCCCUGCUACAAGUGCAACGAGACGGGCCACUGGGCGCGAGACUGCCCCAGCGCGGGUGGUGGCGGCGGUGGGGGCUACGGCGGCGGUGGAGGUGGCUACGGCGGCGGCGGCUUCGGUGGACGAGGAGGUGGCGGCGGAGGCAGCAGCAGGCCCUGCUACAAGUGCAACGAGGUCGGCCACUGGGCGAGGGACUGCCCCUCUGGCUAA
Molecule: messenger RNA, 1596 nt
Organism: Acanthamoeba castellanii str. Neff
Lineage: Eukaryota; Discosea; Longamoebia; Acanthamoebidae
Product: uracilDNA glycosylase
Exons: 10
Coding region: 1-1596 (531 amino acids)
Biological process (GO): base-excision repair; base-excision repair, AP site formation via deaminated base removal
Cellular component (GO): mitochondrion; nucleus
Molecular function (GO): zinc ion binding; uracil DNA N-glycosylase activity; nucleic acid binding
Source: RefSeq, a predicted model, not a curated record